Molecule: messenger RNA, 5420 nt
Organism: Pundamilia nyererei
Lineage: Eukaryota; Metazoa; Chordata; Actinopteri; Cichliformes; Cichlidae
Gene: arap2
Product: ArfGAP with RhoGAP domain, ankyrin repeat and PH domain 2
Exons: 33
Coding region: 310-5346 (1678 amino acids)
Biological process (GO): positive regulation of GTPase activity; signal transduction
Cellular component (GO): cytoplasm
Molecular function (GO): protein binding; phosphatidylinositol-3,4,5-trisphosphate binding; GTPase activator activity
Source: RefSeq, a predicted model, not a curated record
AGCAGCCGAUCAUUAACACGAUCGGAGCCUGCGGUGUUCAGUUUUACGAGCGGUCUGAGCGGAGGGAAGGUCACUGCUUGUUGGCAGUGUACUCGUGAAAUGGGCGUGGAGUUGCGCUCAACAGUCGGAAACAGUUGAGUGUGUAAAACCAAGAAAGAAAGAAAAACUAAAGAAAAACAAAAGGAGUCAACAGAGACUCAGAGAGGCGCUAAUAUGAGAGAAAGCGGACGCAGCCGGUGCGCUAAGAGUAAAGCUGGCCUUCUCCACCUUUUAAAAGUCUCCCCAAUGUGGCAAACGUGGGUUUAGAGGAUGAUGUUUGCAGCUCCAGAGCCCAGCAAAGACAUCGUGGAGUGGCUCUCCAGCCUCCGCUUGUCUCACUAUGCCCCGUUUUUCCAUCAGGGAGGUUAUAAAUCUCUGGAAGACUGCAUGGACCUGACAGAAGAGAGUCUUCUUGAGCUCAAAGUGCUGCCGACAGGCCACCGUAGACGCAUCCUCCGGAGUCUGGAGGCACUGGGGUUCAAGCAGCUGAGUGGAGGGGAAGAUGAAAGUGAAGAGGAUGGAGCAAAGAACUUGAGGGAGCCAGUGCCAUACCCAAGACAUAUCUUCCUGAAAGAUAGAAAGAGGGGGGCAUCAUGUCAGCAACCAAAGGAACAGAGCAAUCACAAUUUGGAAGCAAGUCAGAGUUUACCUCCAGGAGCAGGACUGGGAGAAAAAGCUGAAAACCUUCCAAGGAGCAGUUACCUCGUCCCGCCUCGACCAGCCCCACGUAACCCCAAGAACAUUCAGAGAUCUGCACAGACCUGCCUGCCUGCUUCCGCAUGUUCCAACAGCAGCAGCGAGUCCCUCUCUGCUUCUGAAAUACCAGAUCGAGAGAUUACUACAGAAGAUCCGUUGCAUGGCACGAACUCCAUCGCCUGUUCCGGUGACGAUGGGGGUUUUCAAGGUGAAAUGGUUGAAAACUCAAUUUAUGAGAGGCCGCCCAAUUUAAAUCCUCCUGUUGGUCAGAGGCUUAGUCGCUCCUACAAACUCAGGCACCGGCCUGUUCCUGAAAUCCCAAAUCCAACCACGGUGCCACUUCAGGACAGCGCACCGCCAUCGCAAACAACCAGCCCUGAACACCUAACCAGCUCCGAUGGUCCCACCGGUGCAAAUGGCAUACAGAAAGCUCCACUUCAAAGAACCCUGACGCCUAUUGCUCCCUACGGUGAAAUAUUCCUGUUCAACACCCCCAAAAGUGCUCCGGACCAAGGUGCUAAAGAAGAGCCCCACAAGGGUUUAAAGGACAAGAUAAAACGGAGGAAACAGAGAAAAAAGACACCACUGAAGAAAGAGUCCAAAGAAAAAAUGUCUCCACCAGCUCCAGCUAUUCCAGACCCUUACGGGGACGACUACUCCACAGUGGACGAGUGUGCUGCCGUUUUGCCGCAGGCAUGUGUGGACCAAAGUUUUUCCAAGACCCCUGACCCCGCUGCUGCUGUCGGUCCAGCUGCCUCCGGCUCUAAUAAUAAAUCCUUGAUCAUGGUGAAUUGUGACCUCUACUCACAAGCUGCAGACUCUGUGGGGGCUGCAGAGAAAAGUGGACUGCCUGAUAUUUCUCCAUAUGCAUGCUUCUAUGGAGUCCCCAAACGGCAGGUGCUCAAAGUGGGUUGGCUGGACAAGCUGUCACCUCAAGGAAAAUGUGUUUUUCAGAGGAGGUGGGUGAGAUUUGAUGGUGAGAGUUUGACCUACUACAACAACGACAAGGAGAUGUACUCCAAAGGGAUGAUUCUGGCCAGCGCUAUCAGGCAGGUGCGAGGACUGGGCGACAACAAGUUUGAGGUAGUCACCUCCCUGCGGACCUUCAUAUUCCGAGCUGAGAGAGAAGGGGAGCGCCAGGAGUGGAUGGAAACUCUUCAGACGGCCACGCGCCCCCCCGCCUGUGGCUCCCAGAAGCGCUCCGGCACCCUCCCUCACGCCUCCUCCACAAACAAGCGAGGCUUGCUGGAGCUCCGCGGUUACAAAGGCAGAGUGCUGGUGUCCCUGGCGGGGAGUAAAGUCAGGCUCUGCAAAACAGAACAGGAUUACAAAGCGGGGCUGGCUGUCGCUGAAGUGGAACUGACCGCUGCCAACAUCAGAGACGUGGACCGCAGGGGCUUUGAAAUCAACACGCCCUUCAAAAACUUCUGCUUCACGGCCGAGUCAGAACGCGAGAAGCAGGAGUGGAUUGAAGCGGUGAAAGAAUCGAUUGCCGAGACACUCUACGACUAUGAAGUGGCAGAGAAGAUCUGGUUUAAAGAGGCCAAUAGAAGCUGCGCCGACUGCCGCGCGCCGCAGCCGGAGUGGGCGUCGGUCAAUCUGGGUGUGGUCAUCUGUAAGAAAUGCGCAGGACAGCACCGCUCUCUCGGGCCAAGUAUUUCUAAAGUGCGGAGCCUGAAGUUGGACAGCAGUGUCUGGAGCAAUGAACUAGUGGAGCUCUUUCUGGAAGUGGGGAACAAGAAUGCUAACAGUUUCUGGGCUGCUAAUCUCCCCCUGGAGGAGGAUCUCUACAGAGAGGCUUUUGCGGAGCAGCGGGCCACAUUUAUCCGCAGGAAAUACAGGGAAAGGAAGUACACGAGUGUCCUGGAGGGCUUUAAUGACCUGGAGCAUCUAAACAAGGCGCUGUGUGCAGCUGUGGUGUCCUCUGAUGUGCUGCAGACCAUGGCGCUCGUGUUCAGCGGGGCAGAUGUUAUGUGCGCCACCGGGGAUCCAACCUACUCCACCCCGUACCUCUUGGCUCAGCGCGCUGGCCAGAAGCUGCAGAUGGAGUUCCUGCACCAGAACAAACUGUGCGCUUUCCCUCGACUGGACCAAUGGUCAGAGAACGCCUGCCUGCCUGAGGCUUCCAUCUUCAUGGACGGUUUCCUCUACAUCUCAUCUUCAUCUACCAAGGCGACGUUGGACCGUCGCGGUAGGGAUGACAUGGCACGCCGUUGGUGUACUUUGGAAGGCGGCUUCCUGAGUUACUAUGAGAGCGAGCGAAGCCCUUCAGCCAUUGGCAGGGUGGACGCCACCGAAGUCAUUAGCCUGGCUGUCAACCACACAGAGACGAUGACUGGAGCUGGGGCUGUGUUUACCGUGGAGCUGUACCUGCAGACGGAGCGACUGCUGAUUUUCGGAGCGGAAACACAGGAAACGCAGCAUGACUGGAUUCAGGCGCUAACAAAGUGCUUCAUCCCACCUAAAGUUGAGGGACUAGUGCGGAAAGAGAGUGAACUGAUUGGCAGACUCCACUACAAAGAAGGUCACGACCUGUACUACUGGAGGAUGGGCUGGUUUAUGCUGGAAGGCUCUUCCCUGCACUUCAGCUCAGGAGAGGAGGAGGGAGAGGAGGAAGUACUUCAACUCAAGCAACUGCAAGAACUCACUGUCUCCACACAUACUGAGGGUGAGGACAAGAUCCAAGUCCUGCUGAUGGUGGCGUGUGGAAGAACAGUUUACAUUCAUGGCUUCAACAAGAUGGAUUUCACCGUGUGGCACUCUGCUAUCAAACUGGCUGCUGGCACAGACGGCAAUGCGCUCGGCGACCAACAGCUGACUAAAAACGGUGUUCCUAUUAUAGUCGACAGCUGCAUUGCUUUUGUCACUCAGUAUGGUUUGUGCCAGGAGGGAGUCUACCAGAGGCCUGGGAAUCCUGGUCGAGUGUCUCACCUCCUGGAGGAGUUCACCCAUGAUGCCCGUAAUGUGAAGCUGAGGGAGAAGGAGCACCAACUUCAGGAUGUGACUGACACGCUGAAGAGCUUCUUGUCUCAGGCAGAAGAUGCACUACUGACCAAGGAGCUCUAUCCAUACUGGGUGUCAGCUCUGGAUGAGAAGAGCGAAAGGCAGAGAGUGAAGAAGUACUCCGCUUUCAUAGAGAGCUUGCCAAAGAUAAACAGGUCAACCCUUGAAGCCCUGCUGCAGCAUCUUUACAGGAUCCAGCAAUGCUCCCACCUGAACCGCAUGCCAAGUGAAAAACUGGCUUCCGUUUUCUCCUCCUGCCUGUUCCAGACUCGAGGACAAACCACACAGGAAAUUAGUGUGGUCCACGACCUAAUCAGCAACUACAUUACGCUCUUCAGUGUCAGUGAAGACCAGGUGCAACAGAUGGAGAGAGAGAAUAGCUUCAUCACACGCUGGAACGACAAGAAGGACACGACAUUUGCUCCGGCUGGGGACUUGAUCUUUGAGGUGUACCUGGAGAAGAGAGAGCCAGAGAAAUGCUGCUUAAUCAAGGUCUCCCCCAGCAUGCGGCCCACUGAGCUUGCAGAAACGGCGCUGAAUAUGAGGAACGUCGCCGUUAACGCCGACGACUUUUGGACCACCUUUGAAGUCAUUGAAAAUGGAGAGCUAGAGCGACCGUUGCACCACAGUGAGAAGAUUCUUGAGCAGGUGUUGGAGUGGAGCUCCUUGGACUACCCCAGCUCUGCUUUUCUUGUUAUAAAGAAGUUUGUAGGUUUCAAACUUCUUGGGGAAGAUCAGAAGCAUUUUCUGAAAGGCGACUAUCUGAAGUUCAGUGACGGAUGCUCCAAACUGCUGUCGGGGCACAAAUUUCAGGACAAGUAUGUUGUGCUUCAUUCAGAGAAGCUGCUGCUCUACAGGGAUAUCAAAAGCGCUAAAGCCGAGAAAACAAUCCCACUGAAGGAUGUGAAGUGUUACCUGGGCCUGAAGAAGAGGCUCAAACCUCCAACCAACUGGGGCUUCACCAUCUGCACUGAUAAGCAACAAUUGCAUUUCUGCUGCGACAAGAGGGAGACGCAGGUCAACUGGGUGACAGACAUCAUCAGGAUGAAGUAUGGUUCUGACCUUCAUGCAUCCACCAACUCAAAAGAAAUGGCAGAUCACAAAUCGACCAGAGGUGGAGCUCUAACCGAAGGGAGCAAGGUGCUGCCUCAGAACCUCAACUCUAGCAAACAGACAACCGAAAGGAGGGUUUCUCUUGGAGCUCUUGGAGAUGGAGAAUGGAGGCCCGCCAAGGAUCCUAGUCCCCACUUCAAGUCCAACACCAUAGGUGCUCCAAAGUCCAGUACCAUGGGUGCUCCAAAAUCCAACCCCAUAGCUGUUCCAAAGUCCAACACCAUAGGUGCUCCAAAGUCCAACGAACCAUUCAAACCCCCAGCAAUCCCAAGCAGAAGAACUUCAGUGGAUGUUUGCCUGCCUCUACGGCUCCCGUCACCAUCUUCUUCCAGACACAUGCAACCCAUGCCUUUGCCUGUUCUCCCUCAAAGCGGCUGUAAGACGGUCAAUAAAAGACCUGCUCUGGGUGGGGAAGCUAUACUCCCUCCAAAUCUGCUGAAUGAACUCAACUCUGUCCUGAACAAGACUGGUCGCACUAACAAGAACAAUGACUGACAGGAGGAGACAUGAGGGGGAAAUUACAUAAAGUAUCAUGAUCAUUUCAUUCAUUCAUUCAUUUAUUUGUUCAU